AUGAAUUCUUUGUCUCCUUUGGUAUUCAAAUCCGAUAAUAAAUAGGAAGAAUUUAGUUUGCAAUAUCAAGAAUAAUAAUUGAUCCUCUCUGAUGUAUAAAAUAUCAACUAUUAAUAGGAUGAUCCUCCCAUUCAAUUAUCAGACACUCAUAAAGUGUUUCGUAAGAACCAAGCAUUUAGUAACUUUAUAAAGCAUCAUACACCUCUAUCCUCUCAAUUCGAAAAGGGAGUGACCAUAAAAAUGAUCAAACAUAAUAGAUAGGGUUAGGAUAGAGAUGAAAAUAUCAAGAAUAUGAAAUCGGUUCAAUUCAAUCUUCUAAACAAUUGCAUAUACGUAAUAGUAAAGCAUCCCAAUGAAUAUCUAUCUUUAAAAGAGAAGUUUAAUCUUUAAAGAAGAAUACAAAAUUAUGCAAGAAAAAGUAGAUUCGAUUCUACAUCUGAGUAAGAUGAUGAUGAUAUUGAAGAGAAACAUUCCAUUGUUGAAAUAGUAGCUAAAGAGUUAACUUAAUAACCAAAGAGUAUAUUGAAAAAAUAAAUGCAAGAAUUUAAACAUGAAGCAGAUGAUCAUGAAGAUUAUUUUAAAAAUAAAGGGUUAACUUGUAGAGAAAUAAAAAACUUAGAGAAAAAGGUUACAGAACAUGACUAUGGAGUAGGAUUACAAUUACUCAAAAAAUUAGGGUUCAAAUAUGGUGAAGGUCUAGGAAUAAAUAGACAAGGUAUCUUAGAACCUGUAAUCCCUGUGAAAAAGCAAGUGUUUACAGGUUCAUUAUAGAACUACAAUAAGAAUAAUGAGGAAGAUUUGAUUUGGUAAUAUGAUAACUAACAAGAUAAUAAAAACACAAAAAAAUUGGAUAAAUUAUGGAGAAAAAGGAACUAAAUCGAUAUUUGGCAAGAUUAAGAACAAUCGGCUUAAAUAUAAUCUAAAGAUAAUACUAAUUUAGGAUAUAUAGGGGAAGUAAAAGAAGUAUAAGAAUUGGCUUAAUCUGUAUAAGAUUUACUACUUACAAAAAAUAUGAUUGAAUAAUAAAACAUCUCAUCGAAGAAGAAGAAGUUAGAAAAGCAUAAGGAAUGUAUAAGCAAAAACCAAUCAUUUAGAAACUAUCUUCACAUUUUUUAAGAUGAUGAUGUGUAAAACUAAGCCAAAUCUUUUACUUUAUUUCAUAAGUUUUCAGAAUGCUUCAAUAAACACCCUGAUUUAUUUAUUUAGUUUAAUCUGAUUGAUGUAUUAAUUUAAGAAGGAGGAUAGGAAAUAGCAUAGAUAUCUAAAAUUUGGGAGGGACCAAAAACAGAUAUUCUUGAAAAUGAAUUCAAAUUAAUUUACAAAAUUGUUAAUUUAGGCAAAGAUGUUUUAAUUUAUUUGAAAUCUUAGGCCAUUUCUUCAAAUCACCAAGCUUCAUAUACUGAUGAUAACUGUAUGGCUGCAACCAAUAUUAUAAACCUUUAAAAUAUAAUAGACAUCCUUAUUCAUCCAAUCUCAUAACAAUUAGAAAAUUAUAUAUGUAAGCAUUAUGAUCCAAAGAAAGAAAAUUUAUUACAUGAAAUGCUUAAAUUAUGGAGUACUGAUAUAGUAUCAAUAGAGAGUGAUGAGAUUGAAGAAAGAAUGCAAUUAUUUAAUGAAAAAACUAUUUCAAAAUUAAGUAGUCUUGUGAUCCCAAAAUUAAAAUCAACUAUUUCUAAUUGGAAUAAUAAGGAUGAUCCAAUUUAACUUCACAAAGUCUUGCUUCCUUGGAUGGACUCUUAGUUCAACAACUAAGAAUUAUCAGAUCAAUUGAUUGACAAACUGAUGGAUAUUGAUUUGAGAGAUUAACCUGAUUUUGGUAUAAGGGUUUUAUCUCCAUGGUUGAAACUUUAUGAUACUUAAUGGAAUUAGAUUCUUGAAAAAUAGGUGAUAACAAAAAUAGGGCAUUUAAUCAAAGAUUUAGAUGUCGGAUCUAAUUUUGAGUUUGUAAAAAGAAUUCUUCAUUAUUUUGAUUACAUUUAACACAAAAUUGAAGUGCUAUUUGGGCCUUUAAUUGAUAAAUUAAAUCAACAUGUGUGCUCAAGAAUAUUAAAAAGUUGUGAAUGUAAAAAUUCAGAAAUUCAUAAAGAAACUGCUUAGUAUAAUUCAUAAAUAAUUUAAAUAGAUGGUUGAGUGAUUGGGAAUUGAUCCUCUAAGAAAAGGUAUUAAACAAAGUUAAGCCACUGUCUGAAAACUUUAAUUUGAUCAAAAAGAUGCUGAUUUGA
Paramecium octaurelia is the source of this 2222-nucleotide messenger RNA. The record is from the annotation of a GenBank genome assembly. Lineage: Eukaryota; Ciliophora; Oligohymenophorea; Peniculida; Parameciidae.